Messenger RNA from Triticum turgidum subsp. durum (durum wheat), 864 nucleotides. Lineage: Eukaryota; Viridiplantae; Streptophyta; Magnoliopsida; Poales; Poaceae. The record is from the annotation of a GenBank genome assembly.
AUGGGGCGGCAGCCGUGCUGCGACAAGCUGGGGGUGAAGCGCGGGCCGUGGACGGCGGAGGAGGACCGGAAGCUGAUGGCCUUCAUCCUCGGCAACGCCGGCCGCUGCUGCUGGCGCGCCGUGCCCAAGCUGGCCGGCCUACUGCGCUGCGGCAAGAGCUGCCGCCUCCGCUGGACCAACUACCUCCGCCCCGACCUCAAGCGCGGCCUCCUCACCGACGACGAGGAGCGGCUCGUCGUCGACCUCCACGCCAAGCUCGGCAACAGAUGGUCCAAGAUUGCUGCCAAGUUACCAGGAAGGACAGAUAACGAGAUUAAGAACCAUUGGAACACACACAUAAAGAAGAAGCUCAUCAAGAUGGGAAUUGACCCGAUCACACACGUGCCCCUCGAAGUCCGAAAGCAGCCGCAACAAGCUAGCCUAUCCACAACGUCUGCACAAUCCUCGACCAUCACGAUAGAAUGCAAGUCCAACAAUGGGCAACAAUGCCAGCAACAGGACACCCACAUCAACAGGGACAAGGACGCGUCAUCGGUCGGCGGCGAGUCUAGCCCACCGAACUUAUCGGGCACAAACACCGACAACACUACGGGUGGUAGCAACAACAUCCAUGAUCAGGAUCCACUAGUGAAAUGGCUGCUGGAAGAGGAGGAUGACCUCCCUGCCAUUGGCAUCGUCGAAGAGCCGUGGCUUGACUUCACAGUCGAAAAUGAUGUUGACAAGUUCAAUGGCAUUCCCUCCACCAUGUCGUGGGACAUUGGAACGACGGAUUGGCUGCUCGACUACCAAGAUUUUGGGGUAGGGGACUCAACUUUGCUUGAUGAUGCCUCCAUGGUCGACAGCUCAAGCGGAUCAAACCUCUAG